AUGAACAACCAUACAGUUACAAAUAUGUUCUACUUGAAUGCAUUUGCAGACAUGAAACUGAAAGGAUUAUACUUUGUUUUGUUCUUGAUCAUAUACCUUGUAACUGUAAUUGGGAAUUUGUUUAUCAUUAUACUCACAAACAUGGAUUACCAUCUCCAGACACCAAUGUAUUUCCUUCUCAGGAAUCUUGCUUUCUUAGACAUCUGUUACACCUCUACAACAUUACCACAAAUGCUGGCCAACUUUCUGAUUGAGCAUUUGGCCAUCUCCCUCCUAGCAUGCAUUGCACAGCUAUACACCUUCCUAUCUUUUGCAGCCUCGGAGUCAUGUUUAUUAGCUGCCAUGGCUUAUGACCGAUAUAUUGCCAUAUGUAAUCCUUUAAGAUAUUCAGUCAUUAUGAAUAGGAAGGCUUGCCUUCAUAUGGUUGCUGGGACCUGGGUAAUAGGAGCCUUAUAUGGGGCAAUUCAUACUGCUAACACUUUUAGAUUGCCAUUUUGUGGUCUAAAAAUUCUUAACCAUUACUUCUGUGACAUUCCGCCCUUGUUAAAGAUUUCCUGCAUUGAUACAUUCAUUAAUGAGAUCACUGUUUUUGCUGUUGGUGGCUUUCUAAUGAUUGGCUGCUUCCUUUUGAUAUUUGGAUCUUACAUGCACAUUCUGGUUUCAGUCUUACACAUUCCAAAAGGACGUGGAAGAAAAAAAGGUUUGUCAACUUGUGUGUCUCAUCUUAUUGUUGUUCUGCUCUUUUAUGGAAGUGGUGGCUUUAUGUACUUCCGUCCGAAGUCUAAUCUGCUUGCAGAUAAGGAAUGGCUUCUGUCGCUGUUCUACACCAGCAUUACACCUCUCCUAAACCCUCUUAUAUACAGUCUGAGAAACAAAGACAUUCAACGGGCAUUCCAGAAACUUUUCAAUCUGUCACUACUACCGAGACACUACUAA
Molecule: messenger RNA, 936 nt
Organism: Pseudophryne corroboree (corroboree frog)
Lineage: Eukaryota; Metazoa; Chordata; Amphibia; Anura; Myobatrachidae
Product: olfactory receptor 5AR1-like
Exons: 1
Coding region: 1-936 (311 amino acids)
Biological process (GO): G protein-coupled receptor signaling pathway
Cellular component (GO): membrane
Molecular function (GO): G protein-coupled receptor activity; olfactory receptor activity; odorant binding
Source: RefSeq, a predicted model, not a curated record